Papaver somniferum (opium poppy) is the source of this 6384-nucleotide messenger RNA. RefSeq names its product protein CHROMATIN REMODELING 5-like. The record is from RefSeq and is a predicted model, not a curated record. NCBI's taxonomy places the organism in Eukaryota, Viridiplantae, Streptophyta, Magnoliopsida, Ranunculales, Papaveraceae. Gene Ontology annotation, biological process: regulation of transcription by RNA polymerase II; nucleosome organization. The transcript has 30 exons. Gene Ontology annotation, cellular component: nucleus; chromatin. Gene Ontology annotation, molecular function: histone binding; ATP hydrolysis activity; ATP binding. The coding region runs from base 445 to 5658 and encodes 1737 amino acids.
UCGAAAUAUAUUUACUCUCUUUUUUUCCCCUCUCUCUCUUUCUUUCGCUGGUAGAAGCCUCUCUCUUUUUUUCUCUCUCUCAUGGACUUCAUCGACCAGGAAAUCAAAUCCAUGGUUCAAUAACUCUUCAAUAACUCUCCGAUUUUCAUAAAAUCAAUCCCUGAUUACACCUAUUCUGUAACCUAAUCUCUAAAAUCCACUCAAAAAACCGCGAAUUAGAAUAGAAUCGGUUUAUUUCAUUCCUCUUUGGCGCUUCAGUUUUUUUUCUGCUUCUGUUUGGUUCCUUCUCGAGGCCUCAACAUAUUUCAAGGUUCGCAUGGUAUUAAUUAGCGAAACCUAAUAUUAGGCCGCGUAUCGAGAAUUUGAAAAGUUUUUCAUCUAAUUUGCGAUUUGCUUUGAAGGUACUUACUAUAUAAAGAGAUUUGAAAGGAUCCAUGUAAUAAGAUGGCCUUGUUCAGGAAUUAUUCUAAUGGAAUGAGUUCACAGAACGAUUAUAAUGAAAGAAGCGAGGACUGCUAUGUUGAGCCAGCUCAUGUUUCAGUAGGGAAUGAAGAUGCUGGUACAAGUUCUAGUGGCAGUGACCAGGAUGUUGAACUAAAUAUAGAUGAUCGGUCCGGGAGCGAGGGCGAGCAAGAUGUUGGAAGUAGGAUAGAAGAUGAGACAACUUCUAUGAGAAUAGAAAACUCUCGGCCGUCUGAAACGAGAACAGCUCAGGUUGGGAAAUGGGGUUCCUCGUUUUGGAAGGACUGUCAACCUCUGGGCCCUCAGGAACGAUCUGAAGCUGCAAGAGAUUCGAAGAACAUGGGUUCUAAUUGUAGAAGCGAGGAUGGAUUUGAUAACUAUGAUUUGAAUGAUGAGGAAGAUAGGCUACAGACAGAAGAUUACGAUGCACAGGCUGAAGCGGAUGAGCUCCAAAGGAGCCAGGCUGAUGUGCCUGCAGAAGAAAUGCUGUCUGAUGAUUAUUAUGAGCAGGAUGGGGAAGAGCCAAGCGAUUCUAUGCAUUAUAGAGGAAUGAAUCGGUCGACCGCUUCUAGUUCAAAGCCUCAGUCUGGAUCUACCUCUGUUAAUAACAACAUGCCUAGGGGUUCUAAGGCUGCUAAGGUCAAGCAAUAUGGCGACGAAGAUGAUGAUUAUGAAGAUGAAGAUGAUGAUGACGAGGAAGAUGAAGAUGAUCCUGAUGAUGUAGAUUUUGAGCCCGAUUUUGGUGGGCUGACGAACAGCCACACGAGGAAUAAGGAUAAGGGAUGGGAUGAUGAUGGUUCUGACGAGGAUGACGAUCAUGAUGAUGAACUUAUCUCAGAUGAAGAUGAUUUGGAUUAUAAUGGGAAAUCUCGGCGUAAAGGACAGAAUAAAGGUGGCUGCAGUAGAAAAGGCAGAGAAAAUAAAUCAGUCUCCGCAAAUACUCGUCCAAAGAGAAAGAAAACCUUUUGGGAAGCUGAGGAUUCAUCUGCAAAGGAGUCUGAUAGUGAUAGUGGUGAUGACUUUAAAACCAAUAAGGGGAGGGCAGCUGCCAAUUUUCGCAAGGCCGGUGGUGGUCGAUCAACCGUGUCGGCAAAUGCCAGAAGCCAAAAUGGUGAGGUUCGCAGUUCAAAUCGGUCAACACGGAAGGUAUCGUAUGCUGAAAGCGAAGAAAGUGAAGAAAUAGAGGAUGGAAAUGCAAAAAAGGCUGGCCUAAAGGAAGAUAUUGAAGAGGAAGACAGUGAUUAUAUUGAAAGGGUACUGUGGCAUCAACCGAAGGGAAUGGCUGAAGAUGCUUUAAAUAGCAAUAAGUCUACCCAGCCAUCUGUAUUGAGCCACUUGUUGGACUCUGAACCAGAUUGGAAUGAAACAGAAUUCUUUAUAAAAUGGAAGGGGCAGUCUUAUUUACACUGCCAGUGGAAAUCAUUUUCAGAGCUCCAAAAUCUUAGUGGGUUCAAAAAGGUCGUGAACUACACCAAAAGAGUGAAGGAGGAAAGGAGAUAUAGAAUAAAUCUGUCUCGAGAAGAGGUCGAGGUUCAUGAUGUGGGCAAGGAAAUGGAGUUAGAUCUUAUCAAGCAAUACAGUCAGGUUGAACGGAUAUUUGCUGAUAGAAUCAAAGGUGGUUCAGAUGAUGUGACUCCAGAGUAUCUGGUCAAGUGGCAGGGACUAUCCUAUGCUGAAGCGACCUGGGAAAGGGACAUAGAUAUUGCUUUUGCUCAGGAUGUCAUUGAUGAGUACAAGGCCAGGGAGGCUGCAAUGACCGUCCAAGGAAAAAUGGUGGAUUUCCAGAGGAAAAAAAGCAGAGAUAGUCUUAGGAAGCUGGAUGAACAACCUGACUGGCUGAAAGGAGGAAAACUUCGCGAUUAUCAGCUUGAGGGGUUGAAUUUUCUUGUUAAUAGUUGGAGAAAUGAUACAAAUGUUAUUCUGGCUGAUGAAAUGGGGCUUGGUAAAACUGUUCAGUCUGUCUCAAUGCUAGGAUUUCUACAGAAUGCGCAACAAAUUCAUGGUCCAUUUCUUGUCGUUGUACCGUUGUCAACUAUGUCUAACUGGGCAAAAGAAUUUAAGAAGUGGCUUCCUGAAAUGAACGUUGUUGUAUAUGUUGGAAAUCGUGCUAGUCGAGAGGUUUGUGAGCAGCAUGAAUUUUACACAAAUAACAAAAGCGGCAGGAGUAUCAAAUUCAAUGCUCUUUUGACAACAUAUGAAGUAGUUUUGAAGGACAAAGCUGUAUUGACCAAAAUUAAGUGGAGCUACCUUAUGGUUGAUGAGGCACACAGGCUGAAAAAUAGUGAAGCUUCUCUUUAUAUAACAUUAUCGGAAUUUAGCACCAAGAACAAGUUACUGAUCACCGGUACUCCUUUACAAAACAGUGUCGAAGAACUAUGGGCCUUGCUUCAUUUCCUUGACCCUGUGAAGUUCAAGAGCAAGGAUGAGUUUUCCGAGAAGUACAAGAACCUGAGCUCUUUUAAUGAACUUGAGCUUGCAAAUCUGCAUAAGGAACUGAGGCCGCACAUUCUGCGAAGAGUUAUUAAGGAUGUUGAGAAGUCCUUGCCUCCAAAAUUCGAACGUAUUCUUCGGGUUGAAAUGUCCCCUCUUCAGAAGCAGUAUUAUAAGUGGAUUUUGGAACGUAACUUUCAUGAUUUGAACAAAGGAGUCCGUGGAAAUCAGGUUUCUCUGUUAAACAUUGUGGUCGAGUUGAAGAAGUGUUGCAAUCAUCCUUUUCUGUUUGAAAGUGCUGAUCAUGGAUAUGGUGGGAACACAAGCAUUAAUGAAAGCAGCAAACUUGAGCGGACCAUUUUAAGCAGUGGGAAAUUGGUAAUACUUGACAAGUUGUUAGUACGCUUGCGUGAGACGAAACAUCGUGUUUUAAUAUUUUCUCAGAUGGUUAGGAUGUUGGAUAUACUAGCAGACUAUUUAUCACUUAGAGGAUUUCAAUUUCAACGACUUGAUGGUAGUACUAGGGCGGACCUUCGUCAUCAGGCAAUGGAACAUUUUAAUGCUCCCGGAAGUUAUGAUUUUUGCUUCCUUCUGUCAACUCGUGCUGGUGGUCUUGGCAUCAAUCUUGCUACUGCAGAUACUGUAAUAAUAUUUGAUUCAGACUGGAAUCCCCAAAAUGAUUUACAGGCUAUGAGUAGAGCUCAUAGAAUUGGUCAACGAGAAGUUGUAAAUAUUUACCGGUUUGUGACCAGUAAAAGCGUCGAGGAAGAUAUUCUGGAACGUGCUAAGAAGAAAAUGGUUCUUGAUCAUCUGGUCAUUCAAAAACUAAAUGCAGAAGGUAGACUUGAGAAGAAAGAAACAAAGAAAGGAGGUUCUUUGUUUGAUAAAAAUGAACUCUCAGCUAUCUUAAGGUUUGGAGCAGAGGAACUAUUUAAGGAAGACAACAAUGACGAAGAAAACAAGAAAAGACUUCUUAGUAUGGAUAUUGACGAGAUUCUUGCAAGAGCAGAGAAGGUUGAAUCUAAAGCAGCUGAAGCGGAAGAAGGGGGGGAGUUAUUAAGCGCUUUUAAGGUUGCGAACUUCGGUAGUACUGAGGAUGACGGAACUUUCUGGAGCCGUUGGAUUCAACCGGAAGCUGUUGAUCAGGCAGAGGAUGCUCUAGCUCCUCGUGCUGCAAGGAAUACCAAGAGUUAUGCGGAGGCUAAUCAACCAGAUAAAAGUACAAAAAGGAAAGGUAGAGAAGUUGAAUCUAAUAGUAGAGUUCCAAAGCGCAGGAAAGGAGAUAUUGCUGUAAACACUCCACCUAUGAUUGACGGGGCAGUAGCUCAAGUGAGGGCAUGGUCAUAUGGGAACAUUUCAAAGAAGGAUGCUGGCCUUUUUGUCCGUGCGGUUAAGAAGUUUGGGAAUCAGAACCAAAUCAGCCUAAUAGUUGCCGAGGUCGGUGGUGCUAUUGGAGCAGCUCCUUCUCGUGCACAGGUUGAGCUGUUUGAAGCUUUAAUUGAUGGUUGUAAAGAAGCGACAAAAGGAGGAAGCUUUGAUACCAAGGGGACGCUUCUGGAUUUCUUUGGUGUUGCUGUAAAAGCGAACGAAUUGCUAGAUCGUGUAAAAGAACUUCAGCUCCUAGCAAAGCGCAUUAAACGAUAUCAAGAUCCAGUUGCGCAAUUCCGACUGCUAAUGCAUUUUAGAGAUCCACAAUGGUCUAAAGGGUGCGGUUGGAAUCAAAUUGAUGACGCAAGGUUGCUUCUUGGUGUACACUACCAUGGCUUUGGGAACUGGGAAAAGAUUAGAUUAGACUCAAAGCUUGGUCUUACUUGGAAAAUUGCCCCAGUAGAACUUGCACAACGUGAAACCUUUUUACCACGUGCUCCUAAUUUGGAUCAACGUGCUUCUGCACUUCUGCGUAAGGAAUUUGCAGCAGCUGGUGGUAAAAGUGCAACGAAACCAAGUCAGAAGGCCGCCAAAAAUGAGGGUGAUAACAUGCUCAAAAUCUCAAAUGCUCGCUUUAAGGAUAUGAAAUCUAAACCUAGUAAGCGAAAUGUCCGAGCAAACAAAGAGCCAGUGCUAAAACAGGCGGCUGUUGAACCUGCUGUCAAAGAGGAGGGUGAAAUGUCAGAUACUGAACUGUAUCAGCAAUUUAAGGAAGAAAAUUGGAUGGAAUGGUGUGCAGAUGUAAUGAUUGAUGUGGAGAGAACCCUCAAACGCUUGGAGAAGUUGCAGCAUACAAGUGCAAAUCUACCGAAGGAAAAGGUGCUUUCCAGGAUUCGGAGUUAUCUACAACUUGUUGGGAGAAAGGUAGACGAGAUUGUUCAGCAGCACGAAUUGAACAAGCAAUCUAGGAUGAUAACAAGACUAUGGAACUAUGUUUCCACCUUUUCAAACCUAUCUGGGGAGAAGCUUCAGCAGAUAUAUUCUAAACUUAAGGAGGAGCAGCAGUCUGAGGCAGGUGUGGGACCAUCCUACCUAAAUGGAUCUGCACCUGAUCACUACCCAAACGAUAGAGAUAAUAGUUCCAUGCAGUAUCCUCCGUACGGCCAGAAUAUUCCAAAUCCAAAAAGGUUUCAGAAGCAUCCACCUCACCGCGCUUCAGAAUCAUUUCAUCGAGACCAGGAAAGUGCGAAGUCAGAAGCAUGGAAGCGAAGAAGAAGAAAUGAUGGAGAUUUGCAUUCUCCCUAUAAACAACCUCCAUUGGAAAACAUUAGGUCAAGGGAACCAAGUGCCGCUCCAGGAAUUCUCGGUUGGGGUCCAUCAGAUAACAGACAUAAGUGAGCCGGCAAAGGGAACACAUUAGAUGCGGUAUAACUUCAGAGUUAUUUCUACUAAGAUACUUAUAUACUCCAUUUGGCGCUUUAUCUAAUGAGGAAACAUUGGGAAAGAAGAUCGUUUCGGCUUUUAACCAGGUGGCAUUUUCCAUCUUUUGCCCCUACUUGUAUACUAGGAAAUUCUUUUUCAUUAAUUGGCGCAAUGGAAUAAAAGCUUUGCAGCUUCCUUGAGUAUUGGAAAUUUUGUAUAGCUUUAGUCUCAAAGCUGUAUCCAGCAGGUUGGAAGUUGCUAUUGUCAUAAAAAAAUAGGAGGCAUAGAAGAAGAGACGGGUCUUGUUAAAUUGCGGGAGGCUAAACAAAGAGGGGUGACAUCUUGCCGUUUUUUUGAGGCAAGUCAUCUCAGGUUAUAUAAAUAGUGAAAGGGUGCUGAAGGGUUUCACUCCAGAAGAAUACACAGAGAAAAUAUGAGGUUCUGACGGGGUUUGGUGGCAGGCAUACAAUGUUGUUUCGUGCCUAUUAAUUUUCAUAUGUACAUGUACAUUUAUGCAGUUUAUGCAUAAGUUAAAUUUUGAACCCCCAAUAACAGUUUUCUCAUCGAAGUGCUGAGCAUAUUUCAACGAGUUAGAAAUUCCAUUAUUAGAAGCAAUUGAUCCUCUUGAGAAUGAUGACCCAAGCUGAAAUGCCACAAUCAGUGCAUAUGGUUAAUGGCAUUUUUCAUAUGAAAUUUGCUUCA